AUUCGAAUUACGUCGAUCGUGUUCACAUUCGUUUUAUAUAUACAAUCUGUGCGCUGCGUGAACAGUUUGUUACCUGUAAAAACACAAAGGAAAAUAACAAAAUAAGGAUGAUAACUGUACAAAUAAGUACUGCCUUCGGUGUAAAACAAAUAUUUACUACAGAAACUGCAUUUAAGAUUCAUGAACUACGUGACCGCUUGAACGACUUGUCAGAAAAUUUUUACUUUGUACAUAAUGGAAAACUUGCGGAUGAAAAUGAAGUUUGCUACAAUGGCUACGUUUCUAUCAUACCACGAUUAUUUGGUGGUAAAGGAGGUUUCGGUUCGAUGCUACGAGCCAUCGGAGCGCAGAUUGAAAAAACAACAAAUCGAGAAGCUUGUAGAGAUUUAAGCGGCCGUAGACUUCGUGAUAUUAACGAAGAAAAGCGAUUGAAAGCAUGGAUCGAAAAACAAGGAAACCGAGAAAAAGAAGCAGAAGAACGAAAAAAAAAGAAACUAGAAAGACUCUGUGCAGAACCUAAACAUGAAUUUAAAGAUCAAACUUACGAACGCGAAAGGUCGGUUUUGACAGAAAGGGUUGGAGAUGCUGUCGAAGAAGGUUUCAAAGCUGCCACUACUGGAGUAAAAAGAAAACUUGAUGAAGAUUUUAAACCAAAUAAAAAGAGAAUAUUAUUAGACCCGGACAUUGAUUCUGAUGAACUGAAUAGUUCCAGUGAUAGCGAAGAAGAUGAAAGUAAAUUAGAAAAAGUAGUUAAGGAUAUUGAACCUGCAUCAAACGAUAGUGGACAUUCCAGCGACGAAAGUGGAAAGACUGUUAAAAGUAAUGAGAAUACGCGAGCUAAUUCUUAAAAUUAAAUUAACAAUAGAUCCGUUGUAAAAUGAAUUAUAAUGAAUGUUGAUUUUAAAUUGAUUGAAAUGUACCAACGAAUACAUUAAACUAUCUGUAAUAUAUUUUCAAAUACAGUGAAAUUUUAAUUAUUUAAACAA
Molecule: messenger RNA, 986 nt
Organism: Megachile rotundata (alfalfa leafcutting bee)
Lineage: Eukaryota; Metazoa; Arthropoda; Insecta; Hymenoptera; Megachilidae
Product: splicing regulator SDE2
Cellular component (GO): nucleus
Source: RefSeq, a predicted model, not a curated record